GCUGCCCUCCUCUGGCUCCCGGGCUUUCUGGCUAAGGAAAAUGCAUGCCAUCCCCCACCAGAGGGGAAUCCAGAAGGCUCACCCCCAGACAUGAAUGUCAGCAGCCAAGAGAUGCCCCGGCCUCCUGGUGAGCUGGACAGCCCUGGAGCCUGGUGGGCCGAUCCACGUCCUCCGCCUCACGUGUCUGAGCUGCCUGGGCUCCAGCGAAGGCAAGCAGGUGGAGGUGCUCACCAAUGCAUCUAGCUUCAAGUUCCAGGACCUGGUGCCUGGGGGUCGCUACCAACUAGACGUGACGGCGCUGCACCCCUGUGGGCACAAUGUCACUGUAACCCUCACUACCCGCACCGUGUCCUGGGUACUAACCUUGGUGUUUCUCUCCCUGCUGCAGCCCCGUUGUCUGUCCAGCUUGGGGAGCCCCUUCCAUCUGCAGGCCUCCUGGACAAGCCCCCGGUGAGCAGGAUGGUCACACCUUCUCCUCUAUCACCUGGAGUCCCAUACCUUAACCCACAAUGUCUCCAUGGCCCCUGAUGCCCUGUCCUACAGCUUUGGUGACCUCCUCCCGGGUAGCGAGUACCUUUUGGAGGUGACCACCUGGGCUGGCACCCUCCAAGCAAAAACCAGCAUCCACGAGUGGACAGUCCCCGUGCCUCCAGAUCACCUAGAGCUUCAUGCCCUGGGCUUGGGUGCCCUGCAGGCUUCCUGGAAUGACUCCCAGGGUGCCGCCCAGCUGCACCUGCUGCUCACAGACCUGCUGGCUGGUAUCAACAUGACUGCUGUGGUUCGACGGGGCAUCUCCAGUCACACCUUCCUCCACCUCUCUCCAGGCACCUGCUAUGAGCUGAUGCUUGGUGCUGUUGCUGGGCUCCACCGGGUGGUAGGACCCAAUGUCACUGAGUGGACCUAUCCCUCUGCUCCCCUGGACCUGAUGCUGACCCCAGAGCCACCCAAGCUCCGAGCGAGCUGGAAAGCGGGGCCGGGUGCGCAUGAUGGCUUCCUGCUGCAAUUGAGUGGGCCGGUGGAAAAGACCAUUGCUCUGGGCCCCGAUACCCUCAGUGCUUCAUUCCGAGGGCCCUUGCCCAGUGGCCACUAUGCCCUGGAGCUGAAGGCUCUUGCUGGGCCGCAUGAUGCCUGGGUCCAGGCCAGCGCCUGGUUGGAUGGGCCCACUGCCCAGCCCAGGCAGAGUCAUGGGGCCACCCUGCAACUGCACAGGUUGGAGGCUACCUGGCAGCCUGGUAGACGAGCACUGCUCUAUGCAGAAGGUGAUACAGGCCUCCUUGGAAACAUCUCUGUGUCAUCUGGUGCCACUUUUGUUACCUUCUGUGGGCUGGUACCUGGUGCCCGCUACCGUGUGACCAUCACUUCCCCCCUGGGUGUUGUCAUUCAGAGCCUCACAGGCCACAUAGCUCCCCUGGCACCAUUGUCCCUGGAAGCCACCAGCAAGGGCAGUCCCUCCAACCUGAUGGUUGGCUGGGUCCCCACACCAGGGCAACGGGAAGGCUACAGCGUCAGCUGGCACCAGGAUGGCAACCAGGGCCUCCUAGGUGGUCUGGUCCACUUGGGCCCAGACAACUCCAGCCUUACUCUGCGGGGUCUGUUGCCCGGAUCCUGCUACAUCCUGUCUGUCUGGGCCUCGACCGGGAAUCUUAGCUCAGCUGUCCAGAGCACGCGUAGCUGCAACGUGAGUUCCUGGUGGCAGCCUCCGGGAGGGGUUGGGGUGGCUCAGCCUUCCCGGGCAGCCAUCAACCACACGUGGUACGACCACUACUAUGGAGGAUGUGACUCCUACCUGGCCCUCCUACUUCCUAACCCCUUCUACUCGGGGCCCUGGGCGAGCCCCAAAUCCUGGACUGUGCCCGUGGGGACAGAAGACUGUGGCCACACCCAGGACAUCUGCAAUGGGCCACUCAAGCCGGGAGUCCAGUACAGGUUCAGCGUCAUGGCCUUCACCAGGUCCAACACCCCAGAGACCAUGAUCUCCUUUUCAGCCUUCUCAGAGCCCUGGGUCAGUGUGUCCUCUACCUCCCUGUCCCUGCCGGUGGCGCUGGGCACAGCGGGCUGCUGCCUUCUCACUGUGUGUGCCGUGCUGGGUCUCCUGUGCUGGAGGAGGAGGAAGGGGCAGAGGGCGGACAAGUGUGGAUUUGCUCAGGAGUUGAUGCCUCACAGCACACGGCGAACCCACCGGCCCAUCCUCAUCCACAGCUUCCGACAGACCUAUGAGGCCAAGAGUGCUCAUGCUCACCACGCAUUCUUCCAGGAGUUUGAGGAACCGAAGGAGGUGGGCAAGGAGCAGCCCCGAGUGGAGGCCGAGCACCCUGCUAACACCACCAAGAACUGCUACCCACAUGUGUUGCCCUAUGACCAUUCCCGGGUUAGGCUGAGCCAGCUGCAGGGACAGCCCCACUCUGAUUACAUCAACGCCAACUUCAUUCUGGGUUACACCCAUCCCCAGGAGUUCAUUGCCACUCAGGGGCCUCUCAAGAGAACACUGGAGGACUUCUGGCGGCUGGUGUGGGAGCAGCAGGUGCACAUCAUUGUCAUGCUGACCGUGGGCAUGGAGAAUGGCAGGGUGUUGUGUGAACACUACUGGCUGGCGGACUCUACUCCCAUCACCCAUGGUCACCUCACCAUCCAUCCGCUGGCUGAAGAGCCUAAGGACGAAUGGACCCGGCGGGACUUACAGCUGCAGCAUGGUGCCCAGCACAAGCAGCGGAAGGUGAAGCAGCUCCAGUUCAUGACCUGGCCUGACCACGGCGUACCGGAGGCGCCUGGUGCCCUGCUCACCUUCGUGGAGCUUGUCCGGGAGCAGGCACGGGCCACCCAGGGUGCCGGGCCCAUCCUGGUGCACUGCAGUGCAGGCGUCGGCCGGACGGGCACCUUUGUGGCACUGUCAAGGCUGCUGCAGCAGCUGGAGGAGGAGCCAGUGGUGGACGUGUUCAAUGCUGUGUACGCACUGCGGCUGCAUCGGCCCCUCAUGAUCCAGACUCCGAGCCAGUACAUCUUCCUGCAUAGCUGUCUCUUGUGGAAAAUUCUGGAAGGAUCCUGUGACAUCUCUGAGUCUGGACCCAUACCAGUGACUAACUUCACACAGGUGUGUGCCAAGAAAGCAGCCAACGCCAAUGCCGACUUCUUGAGGGAGUACAAACUCCUGCUGCAGGCCAUCAAGGACGAGCCUGGUUCCUUGGCGCCCCCUCCUGGCUGUGAGAAGGAUGGCACUGGCUCCUAUGAUGGUUCUACUCCGGUGGAGGACAGCCCUGACGACAAUGUGCCUGAAGCCUGGUUCUUCCCGGGUGGACCUUCUGGCCGUGACCACGUGGUGCUGAUGGGCCCUGCGGGGCCAGAGGAGAUUUGGGAGCUGGUUUGGGAGCACAAGGCCUGUGUAUUGGUCUCCCUGUGCCAAACUGACCCCCAGGAGGAGCCACAGGGGCUGUGGCCAUCAGAGACACAGCCUGUCAUCACGGACAUGGUGACAGUGCACUGGGUGGCGGGGAGCGGCGUGGCAGGCUGGCCCUGCACCCUCUUCUACAAGGUCACCCAUGGGGAGAGCGGGAAGGAGCGGCAGGUACAGCAGCUGCAGUUUCUGAGCUGGGAGCCCAGGCAGGACCUGCUGAGCAGCCUGUUGCUCUUCCUGGCUGCUGUGGGCCAGUGCUGCUCCCAGCAUGACAGCGAGAAGCCUGGCACCCUGCUCAGCUACUCCAGCUGAGGCACCACACAGCUGGGCACCUUCCUGGCGGUGGAGCAGCUGCUGCAGCAGGCAGUGGCUGAGUGCACGGUGGAUGUCUUCAGCGUGGCUCUGCAGCAGUCCCAGGCCUGUGGCCUCAUGACCCCAACACUGGAGCAGUACAUUGACCUCUACAGCUGUCUGGACAACGCACUGGUGCAUGGGCUGCCUUGAGUGGGUGCUGCCAGGCUUGGGUGGUCAGUUCCAGCUGGGGACAGUCACGGAUUUUGGUCCUGGAGCAGAGUUAGGGAAUAAAGAUGUGUGGGCAAACUGA
Molecule: messenger RNA, 3992 nt
Organism: Ochotona princeps (American pika)
Lineage: Eukaryota; Metazoa; Chordata; Mammalia; Lagomorpha; Ochotonidae
Product: receptor-type tyrosine-protein phosphatase V-like
Biological process (GO): protein dephosphorylation; angiogenesis
Molecular function (GO): cadherin binding; protein tyrosine phosphatase activity
Source: RefSeq, a predicted model, not a curated record